Messenger RNA from Acomys russatus (golden spiny mouse), 2963 nucleotides. RefSeq names its product arylsulfatase B (gene Arsb). The transcript has 8 exons. The coding region runs from base 124 to 1704 and encodes 526 amino acids. Lineage: Eukaryota; Metazoa; Chordata; Mammalia; Rodentia; Muridae. The record is from RefSeq and is a predicted model, not a curated record.
GGAGGCCGCGCACGCCGGCCCUCCCCAGCCCCGGGCCCGCCCAGGUGACUGUAAUCUUGCGGGGUCCCAAGCACUCAGUUCCCCAUUCUGUCCCAGCAGCUGGGGCUCCACAGGCUGCGAAGAAUGGGCAGGCUGAGCGGAUGCAGGGGGAGCCGGGCCAGAGAUCCAGGGCCGCAGCUGCCGCUGUUGCUGCUGCUACUGUCGCCGGGAUGGGCCUCCCGGGCCUCCCAGCCGCCCCAUGUGGUCUUCGUGCUAGCGGACGACCUGGGCUGGAACGACGUGAGUUUCCACGGCUCGACCAUCCGCACGCCGCACCUGGAUGCGCUGGCGGCCGACGGGGUGGUCCUGGACAACUACUACGUGCAGCCGCUAUGCACGCCCUCGCGGAGCCAGCUGCUCACCGGCCGCUAUCAGAUCCAUAUGGGCUUACAGCAUUAUCUCAUCAAGACCUGUCAGCCCAGCUGUGUUCCCUUGGAUGAAAAACUCUUGCCCCAGCUUCUAAAGGAAGCAGGCUAUGCUACGCACAUGGUCGGGAAAUGGCACCUGGGAAUGUUCCGGAAAGAAUGCCUGCCAACACGCCGAGGAUUCGAUACCUACUUCGGGUACCUCCUCGGCAGUGAAGACUAUUACACCCACCACUCCUGUGCGCUCAUCGAGCCUUUGAAUGGUACACGCUGUGCCCUUGAUCUCCGAGACGGUGAAGAGUCCACAACGGAGUAUGACAAUAUUUACUCAACAAACAUAUUCACCAAAAGGGCUACGACCCUGAUAGCUAACCAUCCACCAGAGAGACCGCUGUUCCUCUACCUUGCUCUCCAGUCCGUCCACGAUCCCCUGCAAGUGCCUGAGGAGUACACGAAGCCAUAUGACUACAUCCAAGAUAAGCACAGACGUAUUUUUGCGGGGAUGGUGUCCCUCAUGGAUGAAGCAGUGGCAAAUGUCACCACAGCCUUGAAAAGCCACGGACUCUGGAACAACACUGUGUUCAUCUUCUCCACAGACAACGGUGGGCAGACUAGGUCUGGAGGCAACAACUGGCCACUCCGGGGAAGGAAAGGGACCCUGUGGGAAGGAGGCGUCCGUGGCACAGGAUUUGUGACAAGCCCCUUGCUGAAGCAGAAAGGCGUGAAGAGCCAGGAACUGAUGCACAUCUCCGAUUGGCUCCCAACCCUGGUGAACCUGGCUGGGGGAAGCACCAAUGGGACCAAGCCUCUGGACGGCUUCGACAUAUGGAAAACAAUCAGUGAAGGAAGCCCAUCCCCGAGAGUGGAGCUCCUGCAUAACAUCGAUCCGGACUUUUUUGAUGGUUUGCCAUGUCCUAGUGAGAACACGGCUCCAGCAAAGAACGACUCUUUUCCUUUAGGCUAUUCCACCUUUAACACAUCUAUCCAUGCUGGGAUUAGAUACAAAAACUGGAAACUCCUCACGGGCUACCCAGGCUGUGGAUACUGGUUCCCGCCUCCAACUCAAUCCAGUGUGUCUGAGAUACCUUCGCUGGACCCACCGGCCAAGACUCUCUGGCUGUUUGAUAUCAACCAGGACCCUGAAGAAAGGCACGACGUGUCCCAGGAGCACCCCCACAUCGUCCGGAAGCUUCUUUCCCGCCUGCAGUACUACCACAAACACUCUGUGCCUUCCUUCUUCCCACCUUUGGACCCUCACUGUGACCCCAAGGACACUGGCGUGUGGAACCCCUGGAUGUAGGGUACCACGGGAGUCUGGAACCCAUUUCUGCACAGGCUCGUUCUCAGACCCCCUGCUCUGCAGGCUUUCCUUCUUUAUCAUCCCCACCCCUGCACCUGGUCUUCACGCUACACAACUCCCUAAAGGAGUCCAGUUUCAACCCACUGUACAUUUUUAAAGACAGUAAAAACCUGGAAGGACCCUGCUGUUGGCUGGAGUUAGCAUCUGGGGGCCAGGGUGGCUGGGUUGUCCCUCCUGCUCCCUAAGCUAUGGACGCUGGGAACUUGACAUAGAAAGCAAUCUGAGUCCUGGAGGCCAGGGCAGCUGGGUCUUUUUGCUUUACAAGUCAGUCAUUAGAACUCCCUCUGCUAAUAACCAGUUUUAUUGGCAAGAUUUGUGUCUUGGAACAAAGGCAGGGAGCAGAUGAUUGCUGAUGGUUCUGCUGGCUCUGAGGGCUCCCUGUCUGGGAGAUCUUGUCCAGGAUUUCCGUUUCCGUGACCAGUCAGUCAGCUCACCCAUCUCUCGCUCAUGUCACUGUGGAGCAUAAAGUCAGUUGCCGUAAGCCAGCAUGGAGAGCUGUCUGUGCCUCCAUUUCCACAACAGCUAAGUGUGUUUUGAUCCUGCUACGCCCAACAUUGUUGCUCAUUCUGUCUAGGCUUCUGCUAGCCCCAGCUUGUGUGGCUUGUGUCAUGCCUUUGGACUUCACUGUCCUGAUCCUGAGGUCACUUUCACCCAUUCUGAGCUGUGGGAUAGUCCCAAGCCCCGCCUAGAGAAGGUGGACUGGUCAUCCCGUGGCCAUGCUCAUGGGAGCUGUGGGUCUGUGGUAUCCGUUAAGGAGGUUUAUUCUCAGUUGCAUGGAAUCCAUCAAGAUUGUGGCUGUAUCUCCCAAUAGGCCAUGAUCUACACUGCUUUCUCAGGCAGUGGGAAGAAAGGCCAGGAAAGCACCUCCUAGCCCUGAGAUGAUGAAAGGGGGCAGUUUGAGAAAGGGUGUGGUCGGUGUCUGGUACACCGGCCUUAGCCAAGCAGAGGCACUGUCUAUACUCUCCUCAUUCUCUGUUUCGCUGCCUUGUACUGGGGUCCUAGGGCGGAAGAAUGAGGAUGCACUCUUUGACCUUGACCUUGAGCCCUUUCUCAGACCCUCUUACAUCCUACUGAUGUGAAUCCAUCCAUAUUAGCUGCAGGGAGUGUCAAACCCAGAUGAGGACAAAACUGUGUUCCUCAUCAGCACCACUGCUUUGUUCACAGUCAACGUCUGGGACAUAAUAGGCACUCAGUACUUU